Molecule: messenger RNA, 1041 nt
Organism: Myotis daubentonii (Daubenton's bat)
Lineage: Eukaryota; Metazoa; Chordata; Mammalia; Chiroptera; Vespertilionidae
Product: glutathione S-transferase Mu 3-like
Source: RefSeq, a predicted model, not a curated record
AUGCCUCUGUGUUACUGGGACACCCGAGGGCUGCCCCCCCCCCCCCGCCCCCCUCGUCUGCUCCUGGAGUACACAGCCACCGCCUGCUCCUGGAGUACACAGCCACCGCCUGCUCCUGGAGUACACAGCCACCGCCUGCUCCUGGAGUACACAGCCACCGCCUGCUCCUGGAGUACACAGCCACCGCCUGCUCCUGGAGUACACAGCCAUCGCCUGCUCCUGGAGUACACAGCCAUCGCCUGCUCCUGGAGUACACAGCCAUCGCCUGCUCCUGGAGUACACAGCCAUCGCCUGCUCCUGGAGUACACAGACUCCAACUACGAGAAGAAGUACACGACGGGGGACACUCCCAACUAUGACAGAAGCCAGUGGCUGAGUGAAAAAUUCAGGCUGGGCCUGGGUCCCAAUCUGCCCUACUUGCUUGACGGGGCUCACAGGCUCACUCAGAGCACCGCCAUCCUUGGCUGCCUUCCUCCAAGCACAGCCUCUGUGGGGGGGGCGGAAGAGGAGAAGAUCCGCGUGGGCGGGCUGGAGACCGAGAUGAUGGGCCUCCGGGUGUACAACAUCAGGACCUGCGACAGCCCUGACUUUGAGAAGCAGAAGCCCGAGUUUUUGAAGGUGCUCCCUGAAAAGAUGAAGCUCUUCUCGCAGUUUCUGGGGAAGAAGUCUUGGUUUGCAGGGAGCAAGCUCACCUACGUGGACUUCCUGGCCUAUGAUUUACUGGACGUGCUGCGCAUAUUCGAGCCCAGGUGCCUGGACGCGUUCCCGAACCUGAAAGAUUUCUUGGGCUGCUUUGAGGGCCUGAACAAGAUCUCUGCCUACAUGGAGACCAGCCGCUUCCUCCCCACAUUCAUGUUCUCCGAGGCUGCGUGUGGGGCAACAAGCAGUGCCUGUAAGCGCAGGACACGGGAGGGAGGAGCACCCGGGGCCUGCAGAGCAGCUGGGUGUUCUGCAUUCUUCCUGCUUCUUUUCACCUCCCCCCGCCCCACAUGCCCAUUGGCCCCUUGUCUGCCUCCCAACCCCCUUCCACCAGGCUUCUAA